CGACUUUACGCGCGUGGUCUUUUACGGCUCGCACAGAGCGCACACAAACUUUUAAACGCAUGCCAGACGACCCACGGGCACUAUAGAGCACGACUGGCACGCAGCGUGCCGCUUCCCGCAUCCCUGUGCAAGAUGCAGUGGGUGCUCACAUUGCUGCUACUCGCCGCGACGCGCGAGACGCAUGCGUCCGAGCCAGCGCUGCGCGUAGCAGCCAUCUUCGUGACACUAUGCACACCUGCCCAAGCUGAGCUGAGCGUCGACGCCUCAGGCGUCGUCCGCGCUACGCUCCGCAAUGGGGAAUCCCUGACGGCCAACAGCGCCUGCGUCGUCGGCUGCAGCGGCCUCGCGUCGAGUGGACGACUCCUCCGGAGCACGCCGCUCGUCGCGCUCGGCCGCAAGAAGCGCUGGUGGCAGCGGGGCUUGCUGCGUAAGAAGGACUCGCCCUUCGCGGCCUACUCGACGCGCGCGGACGAGGCCGUAUUGAUGGUGUCGAGCAGCCGCGUCGGCCACGCGGCGUGCGUCGUGGACGCCUCGAACAGCACCGUCGUCCUCGCGGAGCGGUCGGUCUUGUGCGCGACGCCGGGGACGGAGUUGGAGGCGUCCAAGAACGGGCUCGUCACUGUCAAGAGAGGUACAGUAGCUGUGCAGGGGCCAGGGCGCGUCGUGGCGCACUCGGUGCCCAAGGGCGGGCGGCUCGACGCCCGUUCACAACGCGUCGUGGCAUGGACUCUUCAGUCCGAAACCACAAAUGACGCCAAGGACUGGCGGGCGUUCGUCGGGCCCGCCGUCGUCUACCUGGCCUCGGCCGCGCCGCCCGCGCCUCUUGGUCGUUUGUUGCGGAUGAGAGCUUCACCGUCGAAGGGCGGCCUGAAGAGUGUUGUGAAGGGUUCUUUACGUAAAGCCGCGCUCUCGCUCGUCGCGGCGCUCCUGUUGCUGCUGGGCAGCCUCGUCGCGCGGCCGGAGAAAUCCGUGAGCGACCUCCCGGGCGAGGUCCUGGCGCUCUACCGCGGCGGGCGCCGGGCGGCCGCCGCGAUCACCGCGGGAACGGCAGCGGCGAGCCGUGCCGCGGGCGCGGCGCGGCGCGAGUUGCAGGGCGAUCCGAGUAAUGAGACCUAGUGAUACAAGC
Messenger RNA from Pelagomonas calceolata, 1126 nucleotides. The record is from the annotation of a GenBank genome assembly. NCBI's taxonomy places the organism in Eukaryota, Pelagophyceae, Pelagomonadales, Pelagomonadaceae.